Molecule: messenger RNA, 1437 nt
Organism: Phaeodactylum tricornutum CCAP 1055/1
Lineage: Eukaryota; Bacillariophyta; Bacillariophyceae; Surirellales; Neidiaceae
Exons: 2
Biological process (GO): chromatin remodeling
Cellular component (GO): chromatin; nucleus
Molecular function (GO): ATP binding; ATP-dependent chromatin remodeler activity; DNA binding
Source: RefSeq, a predicted model, not a curated record
GGAUUUCAUUUGCGGAGUUAUCAGUUGGAAGGUGUCAACUGGCUUCUGUUCAAUUGGUGGAACAAGCGCUCGUGCAUACUGGCUGACGAAAUGGGGUUGGGGAAAACAAUUCAGUCAGCGGCCUUUCUAAGAGGGCUUCAAUCAUUGCCGGCAACACAAGUACAGGGUCCCUUCCUGAUUGUGGCGCCGCUGUCUCUGGUAAAUCAGUGGCAGUCCGAGUUGCGUUCUUGGGCACCGGAUAUGAACGUUGUUUUGUACCACGGUUCGGCGGACGCUCGAGACUUUUUAGUGCAGCAAGAGUUCUACUAUACGGAUCAGUUUGUACCCAAGCCCACAGCGGUCAAAUUGAAGAAGCUGAACGUUACCAAGUUCAGCGUUCUCAUCACCACCUACGAAGUCGCACUUAAAGACGUGGCCGUAAUUUCAAAAAUUCGGUGGCGGGUAUUGAUUGUCGAUGAAGCGCACCGACUCAAGAAUUCGAAAGCACGACUGUUUGAAGAGUUGGCAAUGGUGCCUCGAGAGCAUUGCGUUCUGCUAACGGGCACACCGAUCGCGAACGCCACCGAAGAGUUGUGGGCACUUUUGCACUUUGCAAACCCGUCCGUCUUUGACGACAAGGACUCCUUCCUGGAGAAGUUUGGGGAGAUGACGGAUGCGGCUCAAGUAAACGAGCUGCACAAUUUGCUCAAGCCGUAUCUUCUUCGUCGCGUCAAAGAGGAUGUUGAAAAGUCUUUGCCUCCGAAAGAAGAAACAAUCUUGGAGGUAUCGUUGACCCCCAUUCAGAAGACUUUCUACAAGGCUAUUUACGAGCGCAACACUUCCUUCCUUUUCAAGGGAACGAAGCCCAGUAAUGCACCCAGUCUCAUGAAUGUUAUGAUGGAGCUACGAAAGUGUUGCAAUCACCCUUACCUUGUGAAGGGCGCCGAGGAUAGAAUUUUGAACGAAGCUGCCGCAAAACAGCUGGUCAAGUCAUCGGGUAAGAUGGUGUUAAUGGAAAAGCUCCUCCAAAAGCUUUUUGAUGGCGGUCACAAAGUUCUGGUCUUCAGCCAGAUGGUCCGCGUAUUGGACUUACUUGAAGAGCUUCUUAAACUGAAAAGGUACAAAUACGAACGGUUGGACGGCUCCACGACAUCUUCUGCACGUCUUUCUGCGGUGGAUCGCUUCAAUCGGAAAUCGUGCCAGCGUUUUGUUAUGCUGUUAAGUACAAGGGCCGGUGGACUUGGGUUGAACCUGACAGCUGCCGAUAUUGUUAUCAUUUUCGAUAGCGACUGGAAUCCUCAAAACGACUUGCAAGCCAUGGCUCGCGCUCACCGAAUUGGGCAAACGAGGGCCGUCCGCGUUUAUCGGCUUUUGACAGCUAAAACGUACGAGAUGCAUAUGUUUCACAGUGCAAGCUUAAAGCUCGGUCUAGAACGAGCCGUUCUCUCGCAAAAUCGU